AUGAACAACUCAGCGGAAGCAACUAGCAAACCUUCCCUUGAGGAGGCAUGUAACGAGCCAACUCAACGCGACUUCAUCCUGCAAACGGCUUUCCUCAUAUUUAUAAUGUUAUUGACAUUUUUUGGAAACUUCAUGGUUUGCCUUAUUGUGUACCUUAAUCGGCGGCUUCGCUCAGUAACCAACUACUUCAUCGUGUCUCUGGCCGUGUCGGACCUGUUGAUUUCCUUGCUGUCUUUGCCUUUUCGGAUCAGACAGACUCUGCAGAACGGUGUCUGGUGCCUCGGCCACGAGAUCUGUUUGACCUGGAUAAUAACAGAUCUCAUCUGCAGCUGUGCGUCCAUUUGUAAUCUGGCGGCGAUCUCCGUGGAUCGCUACAUCGCUAUUGUCCACCCAUUCCGUUAUCACACACUGAUGACUACCACAGUGGCGUGGGUAAUAAUUGGAAUUGUGUGGACGUACUCAAUAACUUGGGCGGCGCUCUCCUCGUUUAACUGGACCGAGAAAGGUGCACCUCAUUUCUUUACAGUGGGCGUCUGCAAGAAAACUGACAAAAUAUUUUACACUGUUGUUACUGCCAUGGACUUUUUUCUGCCUCUUCUCAUUGUCCUUGUCAUGUAUGGGCUUGUCUUUCGUGUGGCAAUGAAUCAAGCUCGAGCAGUGGCAUCGCUGCAGCCACAGACUGCCAGUUCAAAAGCUGAUGGCCGUAGCAGGAGAUUUUCCAUAAAUAUUGUCAGAGAAGUAAAGGCUGCAAAAACCUUGGCCAUUGUCAUUGGAGCUUUCAUCAUCUGCUGGUUUCCUUUUUUCACAUUUCUGAUGGUAAGCUUGUGGAAUAUACGGCUGCUUCAACCUCCACAACUCUCCGAACAAGCCAUCAAAGGUUUGCGCGGUACCUUUUUGUAUGUUUUGCCAGCAAUUAACAGCACCUUGAACCCUAUCAUUUACGCCUUGUUUAACAGGGAUUUCAGAGCUGCCUUCAUUCGAUUGUUCCAAAGAACUUGUGGUUGUCAAUGUACCAGCAACUCAGCAAAUAACAACGAUUCGUUUCAGCAUAGUAUGGCUACAGUUACAACAAAUGGAAGUCCUAAAAGCCCGAAAAGCCCGAAAAGUCCGAAAAACAAGAAGAAUGGACACGUAAAGAAGACAAAAUUUGCAGAAGUGUAUGGUGAGCGCGAUUUUGCGAGUUCAAACGAACCGAAGCAGGUUUAA
Molecule: messenger RNA, 1206 nt
Organism: Porites evermanni
Lineage: Eukaryota; Metazoa; Cnidaria; Anthozoa; Scleractinia; Poritidae
Source: the annotation of a GenBank genome assembly